Molecule: messenger RNA, 1644 nt
Organism: Colletotrichum karsti
Lineage: Eukaryota; Fungi; Ascomycota; Sordariomycetes; Glomerellales; Glomerellaceae
Product: heterokaryon incompatibility protein
Exons: 2
Coding region: 1-1644 (547 amino acids)
Source: RefSeq, a predicted model, not a curated record
AUGAUCUACUCAGAUGAUCCACUGUCCAGGCUGAUACGGAGGCGCCCCCUCGAGAGAGAUGUCAAGAGUAAGAAGGCCCUUGACGCCGCCAAGCGUCUGUACACAGAGUGCAAGGAUUCGCAUGACGCCUGCCAGUUCUCCCGCGACAGCGUCCUUCCCUCUCGCGUCCUCGACGUCGGGACGGCCGCCGAGCCCUCGCUCAAGGUCUUCGUCAACGAUACAGAGCAGCGCGGGGACUAUCUGGCGCUUAGCUACUGCUGGGGCGGUCCGCAGAAGGGCCUAUUGCGUCGCAACACGCUGGGUAAGAUGUCCAGUGACGCGGGGAUCAGGGAGAAGGACCUGCAGAAGUCGGUGAGGGACGCGGUCCAGGUGACGAGGAUGCUGGGGUUCAGGUAUCUCUGGGUCGACGCGUUCUGUAUCAUUCAGGACUGCAACAAGGAUAAAGGAAAGGAAAUCGGGAGGAUGGCCACGAUCUACAAGAACGCUGCUUUGACGAUUGCCGCUGGCACGGCGGCGAGGGCGGCUGAUGGGUUCUUGGGCGGCAAGGGCUCGUACCUACCCGAGGAAAGGGCUGUGGUGCGCACGGCGGGUGGAAGAGGGACGGUGUAUCUGAGGUCUGGCGGAUAUGAGCCGUCGCACACUCUUGACAGCCGCGGGUGGGUGCUACAGGAGUUUCUGCUCUCCUCGAGACUGCUUAUUUUCUCAGAGUAUGAGUUGCUGUGGCAGUGCAAGAAGACGGAUUUACGAGGCGUCAACGAGGGCGGCUUGGAGUACUUGCAGCUGCUGGAGGGGUUUCCGUGGACCAGUUUCAACGAAGACAAUGCGGGGUUGUUUGGGAGUAGUGACGAGGAGAAGAAGUACUUGUGGAAGACCGUGGUCGAGCAGUAUACGAGGCGUUUGUUGAGUGACCCAGAAGAUAGGUUGAACGCAUUGAGGGGUAUCACGAGGGAGUUGGAGGUGUUGUGGGAGGACAGCAACUAUUUCGGGCUGUGGAAUAGGUGGUUUGUGGAGCUGCUAGCUUGGUAUAGGCCACCAGACAUUCAUUGGCAGGAGAAGACGAAGGCUGGUGAGAAGUUGACGGAGAAGGUUCAGGAGCAGCGAUCGAUGAGUCUAGCUCCGAGCUGGUCUUGGGCCUCUUUGAAUCAGACGGUGAUGUACAAAGGUUACUUUAUCGAUGAGGAUGCCAGGCUGAAGGCGGUUGACGUGAUGGGCACCAGAGCGUCGAGGCAUGUCGCGCUCUCGUGUCGCAUCUUGAGGGACGAGGAUAUCUUUUCUGAUGAGCUUUUGGAAGAAGACGGCGAUAAUGAUGGCGAGGACAAGGGGAUCGAGGAAUGUAUUGACUUGAAGACCAUAGAUGAGGUCGGGGAAAAGGAGACUGAGUAUUUGCUAUUGGGUACAGUUAUGCUGGAAGGUGCAACGGUUGGAGUUGGUCUUAUGGUGGUUGAGGCGGGUGAUGGGUUCUACAAGCGAGUUGGGCUGGUGAGGUUCAUGGAUAUGGAGGUUUGGAAAGUACACAGAGUGACCAGCGUCUCGGCGCUCCUGUCCGCGGCCGCCGAACAGACGGACGGCUUCGGGAACGGAGGGAUGGAGCAUGCGGCGGCGUCCGAGAAAGAAGGAACCGGCCGUCGCCGGUGGGAGAUGUAA